AUGAAAGACAAUUCAAAUUCAAGCAGGAACAGAACCAACACUCCACCUCUUCAACAGAUCCGAACCGACAUAGGUUCCUUAUACUCCGCCGAUCUUACUUCUUACAAGACAGCCUGCAGAGAAGAUCCAGAUUUACGAUCCUUCGAUUCCUCAGCCAUUACAAAUGGCAUUGCAGAGUUUCUCAUACCUGUGGGACUUCUCUUACUCCCAAUCGUUCCCUCGUUUCGGCCGGUUUCUCCACCAGGAACGGAGGCGAAUCACAAGGUUAAUGGAUCUCCCGUCCGUGUCGCUCUGUUCGUCGGCCUGAUCUUGUUAUUGCUCUACCAUCGGUUCUCCAUUCGGCGGAUGACUGAGGCGGCGGAGAUCUAG
Messenger RNA from Microthlaspi erraticum, 369 nucleotides. The record is from the annotation of a GenBank genome assembly. NCBI's taxonomy places the organism in Eukaryota, Viridiplantae, Streptophyta, Magnoliopsida, Brassicales, Brassicaceae.